GUCAUUUCUGGUGGUAAAGAACUGUACCUCGUCUUUCAUGGACCGUGUCGACUGGUUGGCUCCAAAUUCUGCUUUGUUAUGCAUAGCUUCGCUCUACACUGUUACGCUCAUACAUUAUGGAGUUUGCUGUUCUCAUUUUCAUAUCGUUUUUACGUUUUGAAGCGAACACCACCAAAGAAUGGCGUCAUUGUAGCAAUUAUACUUGUGAUGUAUUUGCCAUCACUCCUCCAAUUUAUAUCCUUUUGCUUUGCCAACGAAAAAGAAGCCGAAUUGAAAGUACUGAUAAAGGAGAACUUUGGUUAUGACGUGUAUUCGGAAUGUGUUGGCGGAAGCAAAAAUAUUUUGAGUUGGAGAUCACUCCCAGCAAUUCUUCACAUGUCAUUAUCAGUUACUCCAAUCUAUAUCGCUAUUCAUGUGCUCAGAAAACUUACCAUUUCCCUGUUGGAUAUGGGAUUGGUCAUGUCAGAGAACAAUCGACGUAUUCAUUCCCAACUUCUUCAGGCACUCACGGUGCAGGCCUGCUUACCUGCUUUCUUUCUACUGGCCGUCAUCGUGUACGCAAUUGAACAGUUGGAUAUCAUUCGUCAUCCACUUCUCGAAUAUUCCUGUUUCAUACUGAUCGGUUUGAUUCCUGUGCUCAGUCCGCUUACCUCGUUUCUUUUUAUUCGUCCUUAUAAUAAAUGGAUAAGAGAGACACUUUUUCGCAGCCACAAAGUGUCUUCCAGCAUCAAAGUGUCGACAAUUGCGUCAACAGCUAGGAUAAGCGAUCUAAAUGUUAUGCUUUAA
This is a messenger RNA of Haemonchus placei, 786 nucleotides long. NCBI's taxonomy places the organism in Eukaryota, Metazoa, Nematoda, Chromadorea, Rhabditida, Trichostrongylidae. The record is from the annotation of a GenBank genome assembly.